Messenger RNA from Cucurbitaria berberidis CBS 394.84, 2320 nucleotides. Its product is annotated as MFS general substrate transporter. The record is from RefSeq and is a predicted model, not a curated record. The coding region runs from base 435 to 1931 and encodes 498 amino acids. Gene Ontology annotation, cellular component: plasma membrane. The transcript is spliced from 4 exons. Gene Ontology annotation, molecular function: transmembrane transporter activity. Gene Ontology annotation, biological process: transmembrane transport. NCBI's taxonomy places the organism in Eukaryota, Fungi, Ascomycota, Dothideomycetes, Pleosporales, Cucurbitariaceae.
CAUGCACAGCAGCAGUCCGGCAACAACGCCCGCAGAAGACUCAACAUGUGCACAACUGCAGGGUCGCUUGCCAUGGUGCGCUGGGAGAAGAACACUGCAACUUCCUGUUUGAGAGACCUUUGGCUUACUCUAAUGCGAGGAGCUGGUAAGCGGCGCCCGUAAAAAAACGCGGGGUUGGCGAGGUCGACUACGAAUCAAGCGUGGCCAGUGGCCUAGCUAGUCCCCUGCGACCUCGGCCUAUGCGGUGAGAGCGGUUUAUCUCCUUCGACUCACGAUGGAUUUCUGUUUUCCUGCAUCUCAUCGCAAAGCUUGGAACGGAGACCAUCUGCGGUGUGUUGCAGUAGUCUGGUCGAUUGCGCGCAUAAGGCUAUCAUAACAGGGUCCCUGGUCCCCGUGCUAUUAGGCUAUUAGCCGCUCCAUCACCAUCUUCCAACAUGUUCGGCAAGAAAGAGAAAGACAUCCCGUCUGCCCAUUUCGACAAGCAAGAGCCAGUGCCUCGCUACGAUGCUAAUACCUACGAUGUGGCUCCCGAGCUGGUCGCUUGUCCACCGCAUACUACAGAGUCGAAACUCGUGACGAAAAUCGACCUCCAUGUCAUUCCGUUCUUGUGCAUCAUGUACUUGUUGGCCUUCCUCGACCGUGUCAAUAUCGCGAACGCGAAUGUUUUUGGCCUUUCCAAAGAGUUGAAAAUCGUGGAUGGCAACAAGUACAACACAGCUUUAGUCAUCUUCUUCGUCCCGUAUAUCCUGUUUGAAAUUCCUUCAAACAUUUUGCUCAAGAAGAUGAAACCUCGUAUUUGGCUCAGUAUCUGCAUGUUCGGCUUCGGACUCGUUACCAUGCUCCAAGGCUUUGUGCAAAGUUACGGCGGAUUGCUCACCACUCGCUUCUUCCUCGGUGUGUUUGAGACUGGCAUGUUUCCAGGAGCGUUUUAUUUGAUUGGAAUGUGGUACCGCCGCCACGAAGCGCAAAAGCGAUACUCCUUUUUCUUCAGUUCCACCACACUAGCCGGUGCCUUCGGCGGCCUCUUAGCGUCCGCAAUUGGUAAAAUGGAUGGUGUGGCUGGCUACAAGGGAUGGCGCUGGAUCUUUAUCCUCGAAGGAUUGCUGACGGUCUUGGUGUCGUUCGCCUUCUUCUUUCUCCUUCCCAACUUCCCUGAAGAAGUCAAGUGGCUCACCGAUGAAGAGCGUGCAUACGUCAAAGCGCGCCUACAAAUCGACCAAGGCGCAUCCGCUAGAGAGCGCCCCAUCACACUGCGAGACGUUGGCAACGUUUUCCGCGACCCAAAAAUAAUCGUCGGCGGCUUCAUGUACCUGGGUCUCAUAGUGCCAGCUUACAGUUACGCUUACUUCUCCCCAUCGAUCAUCCAGUCGUAUGGUUACUCUCCCAUUCAGACACAGCUCCACAGCGUUCCACCUUGGGCCGCUGCCUUCGCCUUCUCCAUGGUGGUUGCGUGGUUCUCGGAUAAGUUGAAGCACCGCUUUCUCUUCACUCUCUUCCCGAUCAGCAUAUGCAUAUCGGGCUUCGCCAUCCUCCUUACUGUACAUCAUCACCGACAAGUACAGUAUGCUGCCCUGUUCCUCGUAGCUAUGGGCGCCUAUACCGCAAUGCCAGUCAUCGUAUGUUGGUUCAACAUGAACCUCGGCGGCCAUCAUCGGCGCGCUAUUGGGUCUGCCUGGCAAGUUGGGUUCGGAAAUAUAGGAGGCAUCAUCGCCGUUUACUCUUUUCUCCCGAAAGACCGCCCGUAUUACACGCCAGGCUAUUCGAUCAGUAUCGCCUUCGUGUGCCUUAGCGCACUCAGUUGUUGUACAUACUUCGCAAUGUGCAUGUGGCAGAACAGGUCGAGAAAUAAAAGCGUUAGGGACGUGGGCCUGACCGACUACGAGAAGACGGAAUUGGGUGAUCUUAGCCCGGAUUAUCGAUACCUGCUAUGAGUUAAGGGAAGAGUUGGAGGGGUAGGUUGACACCUUAGCAGAAACCCAUGAGAAUAUUUUAGUAAGUAUGUAGAAUGAGAGAGUUUAUUGGUAUUAUUCUAUCCAUAAGAACAUCUGUUUGUAUACAAAGAGAAGAGAAUGAGGAAUGCGUGCGCCAAGGAGUUCGACCACGUGAUAUCAGGUGCGAAAGCGAACCACGUGGUAGAAUUUAAGUAACAAAAUGGGAAUGUUGGAAUAGAACAGGAGAACAUAUAGAUAAAGAUCUCAAGACAAUUGUCAGAAGUGGCAAGUUGAUAUUAUCGCGAUAGCGAUAGUUGACUGCUGUACGACCAGGUGCACAUGUCCCUAUACCUCAGUAUAAAGUAGUAUAUAAUAUAAUCAAGACCUAU